Messenger RNA from Saccoglossus kowalevskii, 1698 nucleotides. RefSeq lists its product as uncharacterized. Gene Ontology annotation, biological process: regulation of DNA-templated transcription. Gene Ontology annotation, molecular function: sequence-specific DNA binding; DNA-binding transcription factor activity. The record is from RefSeq and is a predicted model, not a curated record. Lineage: Eukaryota; Metazoa; Hemichordata; Enteropneusta; Harrimaniidae.
AUGACUUCUAUCAUUGAGUAUCGUGAUAGCAGUAACAAUAACAUUCCUCCGAGUCUUUCCCCAAAUGGAAACAACUUUCCUUCGAAGCUGUGGAAAUUGUGCUCUGACAAAAAAUACCGCUCCAUACAGUGGGGACCAGGAGGCAAGACUAUAAUAGUCAACAGUAAAAUUUUUAAAGAUGAGGUACUCAAUGAUGCUUUCGGGAUGUUCAAGACGCAGAAUUUCUCUAGUUUCGUACGACAGCUGAAUCUAUACGGUUUUCGCAAAAUCCCUUCAGCAAGAACACACGACGGACUCGACUAUAACAACAGCAGCAGCAGUGAUCUGCACCAAUUCCAGCACCAACACUUUGUGCAAAACCGCCCUGAAUAUCUGUGCAAUGUUCGUAGGUCUACCGCAGCUAGUCGGAGAAAAGCAGCUGAACGUCAGAUACACCUCCAACGCAACGCAAACCAUCAUAACCCAAUGCCAUGUCGACCGCUAAAAAACACAACAAGCAGUUGUCUACAAGGUAACAGGCCACCACAGCAUAGUGGAAAUCUUCAACCGUUUCGUGAGUAUGGCGAAAUGCAAAUGUACAACAAAAACAAUGUAAACAGGCCGCACUAUGGUCGCCCAAGUCCAAUGUUUAACAGCGGUCAUGCUCGACCAUCUCCGAGUUCAAAUGUACAUCAAUCGCAAAGAUACGCUCCUUACUCGACUGAGCAGCAUCGUGUAAGAAAUAUGUGCAACAAUGUCAUUCAGACUGGCUUCAACAGCAAAAAUUUGCCACAGUCGAUUCCUUCAUCUGUGUUGUUCUACCCUCCCCGUGCACAACAACCGUCUGAACUUGAACAUCAUCGACGAAGCACGCCUUCGUCAUCCGUACUAAGAACCGUUUCCUCACUUCCGGAUCACCAGAUACAACAGCUGCUCAAUACAGAUUCGGUGUACAACGGUCUUGCGCUACUCGCCGACACAGCAAGCAACUCCCCAGACAUGAGAAAACAUCGAGGCGAACCAACAGCACGAGGCAUGCGAGAAAAUGCAGAAAGGAAAACACCCGUUGACGACAGAAGACUGUUCAAUAACGGUAAACAAGGGAGUGAAGAUGCAUAUUAUGUAAUCAAAAACAGUAAACAUAGAAAUCAUUUGCAGUCGUUGGAGAAUACUAAUAAUUUCAAUGUAAACCAAGGAAACAAUGGUCAAGUGUUAUUGCAGUUCCCAAUAAGUCAACAGCCGCAAACCAUCAAUCAAUCACCAAGUACUAGCUAUGCUCCGAUUACGCAGUUCCUUUCACCUAUGAAUUACAUGAAUGGGUCAAAUAGCGGCACUUCUUUUCUCACUUUGUCACCAGAUAAUCAGUUCCUUGCACAGUUUGGUCUGUCACCUAUGCAACCCAACAACAAGAUACAGUACAUCAACUCAACAGUAGCCUCACCUCCAGUCUCCCCAGCCAGCAAGAUGUAUUCCGACCUCACCAGCAUACCCAUCUCAGGCCUCGUACCUAGUUUAACUAAACUUUCCGAAGGUACAGAAGAAGAAGAAGCUGUCAAGACAUUGCUUCUGGAUCAGUCAUUGCAGCCGAACAACAAUAUGCUUGUCAUUCCUGAUGAAGAUAUCCCCAUCCAGACUGAUGUGCAAAUUCCAGCUCAGGUCUCUGAAGAGAGCAUCACAAACCUCACAAUUCCGGGUGCCUCCAAGGAAGAUAGAAAAUGA